Medicago truncatula (barrel medic) is the source of this 2383-nucleotide messenger RNA. Its product is annotated as anthranilate synthase alpha subunit 1, chloroplastic. Gene Ontology annotation, biological process: L-tryptophan biosynthetic process. The record is from RefSeq and is a predicted model, not a curated record. The coding region runs from base 270 to 2165 and encodes 631 amino acids. The transcript has 10 exons. Gene Ontology annotation, molecular function: anthranilate synthase activity. Lineage: Eukaryota; Viridiplantae; Streptophyta; Magnoliopsida; Fabales; Fabaceae.
CAAAAAUUCAUUUGUUUCCAUUGUAAUUUACUGUAAUUACCUGUAUAGCCUUGUAACCUUUAUAUUAGUUGUAAUUUACUGUAAUAACAAUGAGAAAGACAUCAAACCGUAAUUCCUGACACAAAUAUAACAAAGACAGCUUUAAAUGUUUCUGGUACAUUGAAACUUGACACCUCGGAACAAAUUUGUACCUAUUUAUUCUCAUUCAUUCAUUUUGUAACAUUGCACGAAUAACUUCACAAACUAUAGAACAAGAAGAAGCUACAAUCAUGAUGCUUUCUGCUACUCUUCCCAUUUCCCCUAUUACUGCAAAAUCAUCCUCUUCAAUGCAAUCCCUGAGCUUCUCUCAUCGUGUUAUACUUCCUUCCGGAAGCCGUGUUACUCCGGCGAUGUUUACCGGCGUUUCAAAGGGUGGUAGUAGCUCACUCUCACCUGUCAAACUGAAGGCCUCUUCAAUGACAACUGCAGCCAUUGCUCAAGAGGUUGAUGAAAGAAAGAAGUUUAUAGAGGCAUCAAAAAAUGGAAACUUGAUUCCUCUGUAUCAGUGUAUAUUCUCUGAUCAGCUUACUCCUGUUCUUGCUUACCGGAGUUUGGUUACGGAAAAUGACCGGGAAGCUCCAAGUUUUCUUUUUGAGUCUGCUGAGCCUAAUUUUCAAGGUUCCAAUGUGGGGCGCUACAGUGUUGUAGGAGCUCAGCCAACAAUGGAAAUUGUUGCAAAAGAAAAUAAGGUUACAGUAAUGAACCAUGAAUCUGGUCAGUUAACUGAGGAGAUUGUUGAUGAUCCUAUGGAGAUUCCCAGAAAAAUCUCACAGGAUUGGAGACCAUGUCUUAGUGACGAACUUCCAGAUGCAUUCUGUGGUGGUUGGGCAGGUUAUUUCUCUUAUGACACAGUUCGCUAUGUGGAAAAGAAAAAGCUACCUUUUUCAGAUGCCCCAAAGGAUGACAGGCACCUCGCAGAUAUCCAUCUGAGCCUUUAUGAGACUGUGAUUGUGUUUGAUCAUGUGGAGAAGAAAGCAUACGUAAUUCUUUGGGUGAGGACUGAUCAGUACUCCUCGGUUGAGAGUGCUUACGUGGAUGGAACAAUAAGAUUAAAAAAAUUAGUGGCCAAAUUACAAGAUAACAAGCUCCCGAGGCUGGCUCCUGGCGCUGUCGAUUUGCAAACUCGCCAGUUUGGUCCACCUUUAAAGGAAUCAAACAUGACAGCUGAAGCAUAUAAGGACGCAGUCCUUCAGGCAAAAGAACACAUUAAAGCAGGAGAUAUUUUCCAGAUUGUAUUAAGUCAGAGAUUUGAAAGGAGAACCUUCGCUGAUCCAUUUGAAGUUUAUAGAGCAUUGAGAGUUGUGAAUCCAAGUCCAUAUAUGACUUAUUUUCAGGUUUAUUUCUAUGCAACACAAAAAUAUUUCAUUUGGGAAAGUCACGGUUCAUCUUUUUCAUCCGCUGAUGAUCAUGUCUUUUCUAUACAGGCUAGGGGAUGUAUUUUGGUUGCUUCAAGUCCAGAGAUUCUUGCACGUAUAAAGAACAAUAAGAUUGUGAAUCGUCCGUUGGCUGGGACUUCUAAAAGGGGAAACACGGCAGAAGAAGAUGAAAGUUUAUCAGCAAAGCUCUUGAAAGAUGAAAAGCAAUGUGCAGAGCAUGUAAUGCUGGUUGAUUUGGGGCGCAAUGAUGUUGGAAAGGUUGCAAAAAGUGGUUCUGUUAAGGUUGAGAAGCUUAUGAAUGUUGAACGAUAUUCCCAUGUGAUGCACAUCAGCUCAACGGUUACGGGAGAGCUGCAAGACCAUUUGACCUGCUGGGACGCCCUUCGUGCUGCAUUGCCGGUUGGAACUGUCAGUGGAGCACCAAAGGUGAGGGCAAUGCAGUUAAUCGAUGAAUUGGAGGUGGCAAGACGGGGACCUUAUAGCGGAGGAUUUGGAUAUAUAUCUUUCUCCGGCGACAUGGACAUAGCUCUAGCUCUAAGGACAAUAGUAUUUCCAACUGGGACUAGGUACGAUACAAUGUACUCGUAUAAAGACCUAAACAAACGCCAAGAGUGGAUUGCUUACCUUCAAGCUGGUGCCGGUAUUGUUGCCGACAGUGACCCUGCCGAUGAGCACCAAGAAUGUCAAAACAAAGCUGCUGGUCUUGCUCGCUCCAUCGACUUGGCUGAGUCUGCUUUCGUUCAUAAAUAAGAUCUCUGAUACCUCCAAAUCGAAUCAUUGGAUAUACAAUUAGUGGAUUACCAUUUACUAUAAGAAUAAAUUACUAUGCAAAGAAGCUCUUGAUUGUGUGAUAUCUCAUUUGUUUGUCUGAACAAGUCAGAAAUGUAGCUUCAGAUAGUUAUGUUAAUUAGUGACAUUCAAUAAUUACAGUAUCAUGGUAAUCUUUUAUAGAAACAUUCUUUCUUCAA